Messenger RNA from Linum tenue, 108 nucleotides. The record is from the annotation of a GenBank genome assembly. NCBI's taxonomy places the organism in Eukaryota, Viridiplantae, Streptophyta, Magnoliopsida, Malpighiales, Linaceae.
AUGUGCUCCAUUACCCGGGCAGAGUUGAGAGGCGCUGUGGAAGGACUUCAACUGCUUGGGACAUGGGCUAUCGCCGUGUCCGCAUGGAGCUUGAUUCUCGUUGCAUAG